Hydatigera taeniaeformis is the source of this 624-nucleotide messenger RNA. The record is from the annotation of a GenBank genome assembly. Lineage: Eukaryota; Metazoa; Platyhelminthes; Cestoda; Cyclophyllidea; Taeniidae.
AAUCCUGGCGAUAGGGAAGAGGCCGGGUCAGCAUCACCAAGAGAUGAGGAUGAGACGCCUCAACCGUCUCCAGAGCGUCGGAGCUUGUUGGUCGGCCAGGAGUGGGCUGACCGUCGAUUGCAGCCCACAUACCAUCUGAACGCACGCGGACAGGCCAUUCACCUGGCAGUACUCCACGACCUCGCGGUCUCACGGCCUCAUGUUGUCUACGCACCGCACGUCUGGCCUUUAACUGCCCUUAUGUUGCAUUACCUGCGCCCACGCACUGCUCUCGCUUGUAUACGCGCUCUGCUCGACGCAGCGCCAGACGAGCGUGUAGCGCAGUCCAAGAGCCUCUGGCGUAGUCGCUGUCUCGCCCUGGAAGCUCUGCUUGACUCCAAGUCCUCCGCUCUCCUUCACUGGAGUCUCUUGAACCUCUCUCCAGUCGAGGAGGAGGGUGGAGGCAGAGGCAAGGUGGGGGGCAAGAAGAAAGAGAGCGCGAAGCAGAAGCAGAGUGAUGCACUUGCCGCUUGGCCUAUAGCCGUGUGGUUUGUGCCCUUUGAGUGCCUGGUACCAAUUGUGGACUGCUUCCUCGCUGAGGGUGUCAAGGUUCUCUUCAGAAUGGGCUUUGUUGUAAGUAAUUAA